AAAGGAGCGACACUUUUGGCGCAAAACACUAUUCACUGCUAGAAGUUGUCUGCAAUCGAGUCAGUCGUCCGACAAAACUCAUCACUCGUUUCCACACAUUUUAAUCGCUAUUUAAGACUCAUUUGAAGCAAAAGAGAUGUCCGGCAGAGGAAAGGGCGGUAAAGUGAAGGCCAAGUCCAAGUCGCGCUCGUCCAGAGCCGGCCUCCAGUUCCCCGUCGGACGUAUACACCGACUGCUGAGGAAAGGCAACUUUGCGGAGCGCGUGGGCGGCGGCGCACCCGUGUAUUUGGCGGCGGUGUUGGAGUACUUGGCGGCUGAGGUGCUGGAGUUGGCGGGCAAUGCCGCGCGAGACAACAAGAAGUCGCGUAUAGUUCCCCGACAUCUGCAGCUCGCCGUCAGGAAUGACGAGGAGCUCAACAAACUGUUGUCAGGGGUGACCAUCAGUCAGGGCGGCGUACUUCCCAACAUUCACUCCGUGCUGUUGCCCAAGAAGUCUGAGAGUGGCGGCGCCGGCAAGUCCAAGUCCAGUCAGGAGGUGUAGGCGCUGGUGCUGAUGACCACCCGUUUGGUGCUAUUUGUCACACGUUUUGCUCACAUUUAUAACUACUUUACUAUUACUGUAUUAUUAUUGAUACGAUUUGUCCACUCAUUUAGUCUUUAGUAUUACUAUUGUUUUUUCAGUCAUUUUAACCAUUGAUUUGAUUUUGUAUUUGUAUUAUCAUUUGAAUUAAUUUCUCUUUUAUGCACCGAUUUAUUGUACGGUUUAUAGUGUCUGUAAUGACCCCUCCUUUCUAUCUAUGAAUUAUUAUUAAAUGUAUUUUAAUCACUA
This is a messenger RNA of Oppiella nova, 829 nucleotides long. The record is from the annotation of a GenBank genome assembly. NCBI's taxonomy places the organism in Eukaryota, Metazoa, Arthropoda, Arachnida, Sarcoptiformes, Oppiidae.